Cicer arietinum (chickpea) is the source of this 2314-nucleotide messenger RNA. The record is from RefSeq and is a predicted model, not a curated record. NCBI's taxonomy places the organism in Eukaryota, Viridiplantae, Streptophyta, Magnoliopsida, Fabales, Fabaceae.
AGUGGAAAUUUAUAUUUUCUGUUUAGUUAAGCUGGACCUCUCAAUUGAUCUACCAUAGAUUUGAAUUCAUGCACAGAAAAUUAAAUAAAAGAGAGAUAAAAUCAUCAUUUUUCUAGAAACUGAUAACGAUAAUUUCUAUUGAAAUCGUCCAAACAAACAAUAAAAUAAACAGAGAAAGGAAGAUAAAUUAAUUAAUCAUUUUUCCCCAUCUGGAAUGGGAAUAAAAAUGCACGAACCUUCUUUGUUGUUUGUUCCGAUUUGAUCCUUUUCUCCAUUCUCCUUUUCCACAAUAACAACUUUCUAAUUCCAAUAAGAUAAUAACAGUUUCUCGUUAUUUUUCCUCUUAUUCUUCAAGAACUUCAAAUUCUGUGGACACAAUUGGGAAGCAGAAAGAUCUAAUCUUGACCCUCACCCACAAUUACCCGCUUAAAAUUCCAUUCUGGGUCGGUUCCAAUUCCUUCAAAAAACCGCAAAACAGUGAGAUUCACUUUGUUGCAGUGUUCAUAUCUGAGUGUGUGAAGGUUAUAGUGAUGAAGCGGCAAUGAAGUGUGUGACAAAGAAAUGGAGGUUAGAUCGGAGGGUAUUCAAGUGAGGUAUGAUAAGCUUCAUGGUUCUGUGAUUCCAAGGAGCCGUUUUCGUGUUUGGUUCAUUCGAGUUUGUUCAAGCAUUGUGCUUUGGACAUGUUUGGUUCAGCUUAUGACAGUGAAUGAACUAUGGCAUUCCAAUUUCUUUUCUGGUUUUACCAGUCGUAUAUAUCACAUAACUCAACGUCCUCUUCAAGGGGAACUUGGACUUUCUCAAUCUCCUCCACCUUUACUUUCUCCAAGAAAUUAUACUAGCAAUGGAUUUCUAAGAGUGUCCUGCAAUGGGGGUUUGAAUCAAAUGCGUGCAGCGAUUUGUGACAUGGUGACAGUUGCUCGGCUUUUGAACCUCACAUUGGUUGUUCCAGAGCUUGAUAAGAAAUCCUUUUGGGCAGACCAUAGUGGCUUCGAGGAAAUAUUUGAUGUAAGACAUUUCAUUGAUUUUCUACGAGAUGAAGUUCGAAUAGUUAAAAGAGUUCCAAAAAAGUUUAGUAGGAAAAGUGGAUACUCCACCCUGAAGAUGGCUCCUGUUAGCUGGUCAAAUGAAAAGUAUUACUUGGAGCAGAUUCUGCCACUUUUUGCCAAGCACAAGGUGGUACACUUCAAUAAAACAGAUGCACGCCUAGCAAAUAAUGGGCUCCCAAUUGAUCUACAGAAACUUCGGUGUCGUGUUAAUUACCAGGCGCUUAAAUUCACUCCUCAAAUUGAGAAUCUGGGGCAAAAAUUGAUUCAGAUACUUCAUGAGAGAGGACCGUUUGUGGCAUUGCAUCUGAGAUAUGAGAUGGACAUGCUGGCUUUCUCAGGUUGUACUCUCGGUUGCACUAAUGAAGAAGCUGAGGAGCUCAAGCGAAUGAGAUACGCAUUCCCUUCAUGGAGAGAGAAGGAAAUAGUGUCCGAAGAAAGGAGAUCACAAGGUUUAUGUCCUUUGACACCAGAGGAGGUAGCCUUGGUUAUGCAAGCCUUAGGUUUUGACCGGGAGACACAAAUCUACGUGGCAGCCGGUGAGAUUUAUGGUGGUGAGCGUAGACUUGCGCAACUGAGAGCUGCAUUUCCAAGAAUUGUUAAAAAAGAGGCAUUGGUAGCCCUUGAUGAGUUGCAGCAAUUCCAAAAUCAUUCAUCCCAGAUGGCAGCUUUGGACUUUAUGGUUUCAGUAGCCAGUGACACCUUUAUUCCUACCUAUGAUGGGAACAUGGCAAAACUUGUCGAAGGCCACCGCCGGUAUUCUGGUUUUAAACAAUCCAUCAUAUUGGACCGGAAAAAGCUUGUACAGUUGCUUGAUAUGCAUCAAAAUGGAAUCCUUCCAUGGAAGGAGUUUGCAGAUUCCGUGCUACAAGUCCACGAAAAGCGAAUGGGACAGCCAACUUAUCGUAGAGUUAUUGUAGACAAGCCGAAGGAGGAGGAUUAUUUCUAUGCCAACCCUCAUGAGUGCCUUUGUGAGGGAACAAAGUGUGAUGAUUUGCUAGGUCCUAACAACUCUAGUCAAGUAAGAUGAGUACAACUUGUUGAAUGUAGAAAAUAUAUGCACUCUUAGCCAAACCAUAAGUAUGAAAGAGCAAUCUGAAAAUUGCUUCUUUCCACGAAGUUGCUCAUGUACUGUUUAUAAGAAUCCAGAUCACUGGCAUAUAAGUUCUUAGAGAUUUAUGUAAACAUAAUUUUGUAGGAAACCAUGAUGAAAAAGGGAAAAAGAAAAGAAAAGGGGAUGUCAGUUUAUAUUGACUAUUGAGGCCUGCAAA